AUGGGUUGGAAACUAGGUCUGCUGUUGUUCUCUGUUGCCAGCUCUUAUGCAGACCUACCAGUGGAACAAACAUUAUUGGUGGAAGACAACGACCCAACGAUCCAGGAUCAAAGUGGUCAAGGCGAGAUCAACGGUCAAGUGAAUCCGCUAAAAGUACGGCCAAUAUUUAUAAGUCAGAGUAAAGCAAUACCGACAUUCGGUUCAGUAUUACCGCCGAAUCCAGAUUUAAUUGUGAAUCUUCCUCCACUUGAUCCGAUCGUUGCUACAGCAGCCGAUGAACGUGGAGAAAAACGGGCCGAACUGGAUCUAUUAAAAAAGAGCAGCAAGUUUCGUAACGUAGCGCUUGGAUCGACUGUUAUCGGAGUGCAGAACGAUGAAGAUUCAGAGAUUCAAAACACAGACGGAACAAAUCCUCGCCUUCCACCAUUCGCUUUCAGUGGUGACGAUGUUGACGCCGGGUUGAAAUCGGCUCGUGAAAUCAAAGAACCCGACCAGAUUCCGCCAAACACCACACCGAUCACCCAAUCCACGCUAUUCGAAAAUGCACGGCUCGUCGACACAUUAUCGGAAAUCGAUAGCACAAGACUUGCUGAGGAAGAUCGAACCAGACAAUUGCCGAAGGAUCGCGCUACACCGUUGACUAUCAAGCCUAUUCCUCCAUUUAUCGAAUCUAUAGAUACGGUUGAAGAGUUAAGCACAACCACGUCGUCUGCGACCACAACCGCAUCGGAUUCUGAGCUGCUCGAUCCAAUUGCCGAAUACAAUCGAAAAAUUGUCGAGCUGGCAAAAAAACGUAGACAGCUCAAGGAACAAGGUUACCAGAAAUACAAGCAGAUAAUGUUCAAGAGCGGCCGUAACAUCGUACCGGUUCGACUGUUUUUCGAUACAGAUGCUGGUCUAUCGUUCGAUCAAACAGAAGAUUCAAUUAAACGCUCUAUUCCAGAGCCUAGAACUAGCGUUAAGGAUGACACAGACCUUAGCGAUAAUAAGAACUUCGUGGAUGCAACCGUAGCUGAAGGAAAGAAACAUCGACCACAUAAGGCGGUGGUAGCUAAAGAAAAUAAGCUUACGGAAUUGAGAACGAGGCCUGUGAUCGACUCCGAAUCGAUUGCCGCAGCCGACGUAACCGAAACUACCACCAUGCUAAGCGCAGAUCAAAUUCUACUCGGCGGUCAAAUAGAAACCAUUCCGGAAGACGUAGACGGUAGCGGUAUGCCGGAGCCGACGACUUUGGAAAGCGCCAGCGUGUUUCAGGAAGAGCUCCUGUCUCACAGAACACCACCGCAUGUGCCUGAGUUCACUGCGAUUAAGGGUACCUCUAUCACUAUGAGUCCAACGGACGCAUUUUCUGAGGAUAUCACAAGAUUCGAUAAGAUGGUUAGGGUGAAACCUGCACGAGUGUCUACAAUUACAACCACCAGCACCGAGCAGCCUUCGGAGGUGACUAGUGGGUCCAGGCACGAGCAAUCCACAGAAAAAUCGAUAACGGAGAUCACCACUGAGAUUCUUGACAUGCUCGGCGAAAGCACAACGGCGAUCCUCCCCACGACAUCAACAGAAAGAUCCGGGGGCCCAUCCGUAAUCGUUCCAAUUCCACCUGAUGAGACAUCCGCCCCGGUCACACCAGUGAAUGCGUCAAGAACUCUGCCUCCAUUACUGUCGAUGCCAGCACUCUCCGCCCUGUCCUCAUUCUCAUCCCUAAGCACACCCGUAAAAAUCGCCACACAACCAAGAAAACCAAAAAAAGCCUCGGUAGAAAAUCGUGUUGACGAUAGAAAAAAAUCAUCCGGGAUUCUUGGACCCAAAAAUUUGCUUCCUUCACGGAAGCUAAGACGAAAGCUGGUGAAGAAUCGCACAAAGUCCCCAACAGUUAACAUUGUGGAUUCAGACGGACAGAGAGUAGUAACAUCUUCUCGCACGCGUCCAGUAGGGGUUCUGGAACGACAACGUUUUAUCAAACAAAGAACUAUUGCGACUCCAUCGUUUACAAAGACUACGCGUUCGGGACUUCCGAGAACUCGUACCACUCGACUGCCCACAACGUACCCUGGAAGGGGAAUCGGACAGCCAAGCAAUACAGCUGUUAUCACUAAAAAAUAUCCUGGACAGCGAAUUUAUGAGCGGACUUUCAGAGUGGAUCAACCCAGAAGAACCCGUAUUCGCACGAAGCUGCAGCGUCGUACAACGACCCCGCGGUUCCCUACACAACAAGGAUCAGCAACGGAUCGUCGUUCAGGCUUCGACGCCUCAAGAAAUAAACUCCAAAUCCCGUUACAAACGCAGCACAUCGCUGCUCCGCCGAAUUCCGCUUGGCCAAUUCAAACGAUGUUCACACAGUUGAGCGUACGACCUCAUGGAGUGAAUCGUCAACCAACCUUCGGACCAUCUCAUCAACAAAUUCCCACCGUGCAACUGUCAAUGGUUAGAGAUCGAUCACCAAUGGUUUCUGUGACUCGUGGACCACAAAUGCCACUGCCACAAUCCACAAUUACGAGGACGUUGGUACCACCGGUUAAUUCUGCUGCCGAAGUGAAAAUCGUUAAGCCACAGACAAAUAACUUCGCCCGUGUCUCCCGAUUAAGCGAGUGGGACCGUAUUCGGGCCGAAUUUCUAAGGAUCAAACGACAGCAAAACAAACUUCGCCAUCGAAAAGCACGCACACGAGCAGUGUCCGGAGUGAAAACAUUGUCGUCGGAACAGACUCAAUCGGUCACCGACGUGGAGCGUCAUCCACAAAAUCCGCACAAUGGUGAAAUCGCCCGCGGAGUUGUUUGGCGAGAAGCUCUGCCAAGCAACGAAAUGAAAGCACUUCGAGUGGAUAUUGAUCGCUCGCGACAUACUAUCGAUCGGGACGUUAUAAUGCAAAAUUCAUAG
Messenger RNA from Necator americanus (New World hookworm), 2874 nucleotides. RefSeq lists its product as uncharacterized. The transcript has 17 exons. NCBI's taxonomy places the organism in Eukaryota, Metazoa, Nematoda, Chromadorea, Rhabditida, Ancylostomatidae. The record is from RefSeq and is a predicted model, not a curated record. Bases 1 to 2874 code for a protein of 957 amino acids.